UUUGAGGUGUUAUUGUGUAAUAUGUUCCAGCACUCUGGAUGAGAAAUAAUUGCUCUUCCUUUGAACACAACAUAGAGAGAGGCCGGUUUCUAUUACAUAUUGUUCAUUAUUGCUGUAACCUGCAGUUGUUAAAUGAGUCGAAUCUUCAAGUUGGUGCAAAACAUAUGGAAGAACUUGUUAAAACAUGUUUGUGUUUCAAUUAUUUGCUCUCAGUACAAGAUUUUUCUGUGUCCGCAAGCCAGAGGGGACAUUACCAAACUGAGGUGGAUGUGAGCUCAAUCUCAACUCAGAUCUGCUCCAAUCCAGGUACAACUUGUGGUAGAAAUAUCUCCAAUUCUCCAUGGAAACCAGGAAUGCUGAACACUCCAGGUACUGGAAACCAAAAAUCACUUAACAGACUCCGAGUUGGCAGAGGACGUGGAAAGAGUAGAGGUGUCUGGCUGAAUUCUGAGGCUUCAGUUCUGAAGAGCUCCAAAUAUUCCCACCACCCAUCUCACAUCACAUCGCCUCUCCCAAAGAAUAAGGGUACCAACUUCACUGGAGAGGUGAAGAGAAAACAGACAGCUGAUGAGAUAAUUCAGUCUCAAGAGAAAAACUGCACCAGUCUGUACCUCCUGGAGGAGCAGCAACGAUUGACACUGGAGCGGGAAGCCAGACUUCAGGUGGAAAUAAAUAAACUGCACAAGGAGCUGAGCGAACAGAAGCAGCUCCUGAAGGAGAACCACGACGUCAUGCGGCAGUUACAGGAGCAGCUUAUGAAGGUGCAGUCCCAACAGUUCCGGAGCAACAUCCAGGCAGAACGAGGACAUGCGAUCAAAAGCACAGCCAAACCAGAGAGUAAAGUCUGCACUGUAAUGUAAAAUGGAUUUUAAUAUAUAUUUAUCAACAAGCACAUCUCGUCUGCCAGCUUUUAUUCCAAGGACUAAUAUUGCCGUUUGCACACUGUAUGGUCCAGCACUGAACAGAGUGGGUCAGAGUCACGAGUUGUGUGGUUCUGCAGCUUAAAGCACCGAAACUCCUGGCUUCGCUGCCAUGGUAACGCUGUACUCAAGAGAGACUAUGCAAAUGAAUAAGAUGAAAGGCGCCCGAUUUGACUUUUAGCCCCAUUCUCUCUUCUGCCCUCCCCCCUCGAUUCUCUUUGAAGCUCUCAAAGUCCACCCUGGAGACAGCUGCCCACCUAUCAGGGCAGUCAUUCCCUCUGAUAAAGCACCUGAACCAAUUCAGCAAGGGUUAAAGUUCAAGUGAAACUCAAGAUGGCUCAGGUCAAGCUGCUGUGUGUGGAGUUUGGGCCCUUCUAUAGUUUCUUGGUGUGGUUUGUUGCUCCACCCGUCUCUGAUACCUGACACUCUCUGAAAGAAUGCUAUUUAAGUUUGGGAUGGUAUUUCUCAAAAGCCUUUCUGCAGUUCACAUACAGCAUGAAACUACUUCAGUUAGUUCCAAACUUCAGAUCCCGAAUAAUAUUAAGCAUUGGUUUUAGAUAUCAAAAUCUGUGCAGCAUUAGACGGUACAAGACUACUUUUCUUGAAUGGAAGUUGAAAAUAAAAUAACCACAAAACCUAA
Amblyraja radiata (thorny skate) is the source of this 1560-nucleotide messenger RNA. RefSeq lists its product as uncharacterized. The transcript has 6 exons. The record is from RefSeq and is a predicted model, not a curated record. The coding region runs from base 39 to 860 and encodes 273 amino acids. NCBI's taxonomy places the organism in Eukaryota, Metazoa, Chordata, Chondrichthyes, Rajiformes, Rajidae.